Molecule: messenger RNA, 2061 nt
Organism: Ilex paraguariensis (yerba mate)
Lineage: Eukaryota; Viridiplantae; Streptophyta; Magnoliopsida; Aquifoliales; Aquifoliaceae
Source: the annotation of a GenBank genome assembly
UGACUGGUUGACUUCAAAACUGAUGCAAAAAUUGAUGCGAAUUUGAUGACCGGAAAUAUAUGCAGGUUUUAUAAGACAACCAAAGUGGGGCCACCUCCGAGACUUACACAUGGCAAUAAAGCAGUGUGAAGAAUAUUUGGUGAAUGCGGACCCAAUUCAACAAACACUUGGUGUGAAUCUAGAGGCACAUAUCUACUAUAAGACCUCCAAUGACUGUGCAGCCUUUCUUGCCAACUAUGGCAGCAGUUCAGAUGCAAAUGUGACAUUUAAUGGAAAUUCGUAUUUCCUUCCUGCUUGGUCUGUGAGCAUUCUUCCAGAUUGUAGCAAUGUCAUAUUUAACACAGCAAAGGUGGUUUCUCAAAGAAGUCUUGGCGAUGGUGCAUUUGCUCGCAGUACAAGUGUCAGCGAGUUCUCAUUGGCAUCAUCAACAUGGAGUUGGUAUAAUGAAAAAGUGGGCGUGUGGGGUAGCAAUGCAUUUUCGGCAUCAAGUUUACUAGAGCAGAUAAAUACAACCAAAGAUACAAGCGAUUUUCUGUGGUACACAACAAGCAUAAAUGUGAAUGACAACAGUAAUCAUCUUCAAGCAAAAGAAGCCAUUUUGGUUAUUGAGAGCUUGGGACAUGCGGCUCUUGUUUUUGUUAACAAAAUACUUGUGGGAUUUGGUUAUGGUAAUCAUGAUGAUGCAAGCUUCGAAUUCAGUCAGAAAAUUAAUCUUAAUCAUGGUAACAACACAUUGGAUGUGUUGAGCAUGGUGGUUGGUGUACAGAACUAUGGGGCAUGGUUUGAUAUCCAAGGGGUAGGAAUUUUUUCCGUCAUUCUUGGUGAUCUGAAGAAUGCCAACCAAACUCUCUCUUCUACAGAAUGGACGUAUCAGGUUGGGCUCGAAGGGGAAUGCCUGGGACUUGAUAAUAUGAGUCUUGCGAACAGUUCUCUAUGGACACAGGGGAAUGCUGUACCGAUCAAUCAGAGUUUGACAUGGUACAAGGCUACAUUCCAAGCUCCUGAAGGGAAGGGUCCCUUAUCGCUGAAUCUUGCUAGCAUGGGGAAGGGUCAAGCAUGGGUUAAUGGGCAGAGUAUAGGGCGAUAUUGGCCUGCAUAUCUCUCGCCAUCAACUGGUUGCACUGAUAAAUGUGACUACAGGGGAACCUAUGAUGCAUCUAAAUGUCAAAAGAAGUGUGGUCAACCUGCUCAAACACUGUAUCAUAUACCACGCACUUGGGUACUUUCUGGUGAGAACCUACUUGUUCUCCACGAGGAGCUGGGUGGUGACCCUUCAAAGAUUUCUAUACUGACAAAAACUGGGCAAGAAAUAUGUGCACAUGUAUCCGAGGCCGAUCCUCCACCUUGUGAUUCUUGGAGACCACAAUUGGGUUUCAUGUCUCAAAGUCCUGAAGUUCGAUUGGCCUGUGAACAAGAGUGGCACAUUACUUCCAUUCAUUUUGCGAGCUUUGGAACUCCUAAAGGCAAUUGUGGCACACUCAGUCCAGGCAGUUGCCAUACCAAUGUGCUAUCCAUCGUUCAGCAGGCAUGCAUUGGCAAGCAAGGAUGUUCAAUUCCAGUAUCUACAGCUAACCUUGGAGACCCUUGUCCUGGAGUCUUGAAAAGCUUGGCAAUUCAAGCUCUCUGUAGUGGGUGAAAUUCCUCUCCUGCAUUUUUGGUUGGAGGACUCGGAUUGAUCAGUUUGUGUUGGCUAUUUCGUGCUACUCUUCGAAGGGUUUCAUGUCCUCUUCUACCAGUUAUGGUGUGGUCCUUUAACCUCUAUCUAGUGCUACUUGUAAUUAGUGCAAUAUAGCUUAUUGUUCUUAAAAUGGGGUUUCCAUAUCCUUACCUCCAUUGUCUUUUGAAUUGUUCAAAUCCUACUGAUAGUCCACUAUACCUGGAACUAUGAAAUACUCGAGAGUAAUGUUCUGUUUGAUAUGAUAGAAAAGAGGGAGGAUGAAAAGUUGGAAAGAUAAAUAAAACAUCAUGUUUGGUAGGGAAGGAAAGUAGGAAGAAUGAAAAAGUGGAUGGAUUAACUUUCUUUCAAACUCACAAAAUUCAAUCCCUCCAAAAUCGGAAGAA